Molecule: messenger RNA, 1415 nt
Organism: Pan troglodytes (chimpanzee)
Lineage: Eukaryota; Metazoa; Chordata; Mammalia; Primates; Hominidae
Gene: AURKB
Product: aurora kinase B
Exons: 10
Coding region: 131-1282 (383 amino acids)
Biological process (GO): protein phosphorylation
Molecular function (GO): ATP binding; protein kinase activity
Source: RefSeq, a predicted model, not a curated record
AAUGGGGCCGGGGCGGGAGAUUUGAAAAGUCCUUGGCCAGGGCGCGGCGUGGCAGAUUCAGUUGUUUGCGGGCGGCCGGGAGAGUAGCAGUGCCUUGGACCCCAGCUCUCCUCCCCCUUUCCCUCUAAGGAUGGCCCAGAAGGAGAACGCCUACCCCUGGCCCUACGGCCGGCAGACGCCACAUCCUGUCAGGUGCUGCCAACGUGAAUCUGACCAGCCAGUGACUCCCAGCCGCACAUUCCACCCCGGUCAUCAGACAAAGGCACCCUCAGAGCUACCCCCUGCUCCUUCUCAGGCUCCAUCUGGCCUGAGCACCCUGCCCCAGCGAGUCCUCCGGAAAGAGCCUGUCACCCCAUCUGCACUUGUCCUCAUGAGCCGCUGCAAUGUCCAGCCCACAGCUGCCCCUGGCCAGAAGGUGAUGGAGAAUAGCAGUGGGACACCCAACAUCUUAACGCGGCACUUCACAAUUGAUGACUUUGAGAUUGGGCGUCCUCUGGGCAAAGGCAAGUUUGGAAACGUGUACUUGGCUCGGGAGAAGAAAAGCCAUUUCAUCGUGGCGCUCAAGGUCCUCUUCAAGUCCCAGAUAGAGAAGGAGGGCGUGGAGCAUCAGCUGCGCAGAGAGAUCGAAAUCCAGGCCCACCUGCACCAUCCCAACAUCCUGCGUCUCUACAACUAUUUUUAUGACCGGAGGAGGAUCUACUUGAUUCUAGAGUAUGCCCCCCGCGGGGAGCUCUACAAGGAGCUGCAGAAGAGCCGCACAUUUGACGAGCAGCGAACAGCCACGAUCAUGGAGGAGUUGGCAGAUGCUCUAAUGUACUGCCAUGGGAAGAAGGUGAUUCACAGAGACAUAAAGCCAGAAAAUCUGCUCUUAGGGCUCAAGGGAGAGCUGAAGAUUGCUGACUUCGGCUGGUCUGUGCAUGCUCCCUCCCUGAGGAGGAAGACAAUGUGUGGCACCCUGGACUACCUGCCCCCAGAGAUGAUUGAGGGGCGCACGCACAAUGAGAAGGUGGAUCUGUGGUGCAUUGGAGUGCUUUGCUAUGAGCUGCUGGUGGGGAACCCACCCUUUGAGAGUGCAUCACACAAUGAGACCUAUCGCCGCAUCGUCAAGGUGGACCUAAAGUUCCCCGCUUCUGUGCCCACGGGAGCCCAGGACCUCAUCUCCAAACUGCUCAGGCAUAACCCCUCGGAACGGCUGCCCCUGGCCCAGGUCUCAGCCCACCCUUGGGUCCGGGCCAACUCUCGGAGGGUGCUGCCUCCCUCUGCCCUUCAAUCUGUCGCCUGAUGGUCCCUGUCAUUCACUCGGGUGUGUGUGUUUGUAUGUCUGUGUAUGUAUAGGGGAAAGAAGGGAUCCUGAACUGUUCCCUUAUCUGUUUUCUACCUCCUCCUUUGUUUAAUAAAGGCUGAAGCUUUUUGUA